AACUAUGGUUUGAAAUUUUGGUAUAAAAACACCACUGCCCAGAUUGUUGUCUCUAUCUUUUGCACCUCUUCAUUUUCAUAGCCUUUCCCUCAUCUGUUGAGAACCUCGCAUCUUUUCUUCUCCAUAGUUAUCAAAUUGAAAACAUCUCUUCCCCUCAUGUCUCUUCCGCAAAACCCCUUCACUUCAUCAACAAUACCAUCCAUGAAGAAAUCACCAUCGUUAGAGAAAGAAGACAACCAGAUGCAGAUCGAAAACGUCGACCGGAUCAGCAAACUUCCGGACGAUAUGUUGCUCAAAAUACUAAAGAGCUUGUCAACAGAGAAAGCGGUUCAGACAAGUUUGUUGUCCAAACGGUGGGAAGGUGUUUGGAAGCAAAUGCCUUAUCUCUUCUUCGAUAUGAAAAAUGCUCUCAAGGUGGAGUUGCCUCUAGCCGAACAAUCUCAUUUCAUUGCCCAAUUGAUAACCAAGAUUAUAAAUAAUCACAAUGGCAAUCUGGAGCGCUGCAAAAUCCUGCAUAUGACACCCCAAACUGAAGAUGGUACGCUGGAAACUUGGAUCCGAUCAUUGAUCCACGUGAAACACACUAAAUAUCUCGAACUUAAGGGAUUUCGUGUUAAUCAUCGUGAGAGAGCUCGUGUGCUCCACUUACCCCCAAACAUAUUUUCACAUCCAAUGCUCACAUCACUCCUUUUGUCUCGAUACACAUUUGAGUCUGCACAUGCCUUUAACAAUUGCAAUAACCUCAUUAUUCUUAAACUUUAUAAAAUCAAAGUUGCAGUUGAUGUGCUCAACACGGUCAUUGCAUCGUGCCCCUCCCUCAAGAUGCUGGUACUAGAAAUCUUCCAGAGCAGCCGAAGUGGCUGUCUGAAGAUUCAUAACGACAACUUAAAGUUUGUGCAUCUAACUUGCCCUGAAAUUGAUAACAUUGAAGUGUCUGCAGCUCUUCUGGACAUAUUCUCUGUUCACGGUAUUGAACUUGAGAGCGGGAAUAAUAUCGUUCUUGACGCCCCAAGAUUACUUCAGUUUGGUCGAAGAUUGUGGAAGAUACUUCAAAGUUUGCCUCACAUAAUCUACAAUAUCUCAUGCGACACUCAGGGGAAUGAAAAGAUUGGGCAUGAAUUCGUGAUGAACAUAGAAAAUUACUCCAUGGUUGUGUUUGCAAUUUUGGCGGUGAAUGUGGAUAUGAUGAAUCCAAAAGAAGUUUACAUGCUAAAGCAAGUUUUAGAUGCAUGGGCUAGAGACUUGCAAGUACUCAAUAUCUUCUUUAAGGAUAACGAUAUUCACAAGAAAGAAGGUGAAUCUUCUAUUGACGGAAUACAAAAUAAGUGGCAGAAUUGCUUUCUCAGUGUUGAUUUCCGUGUGAGAAGUGUGUGUUUGCAUAACUUCAAUGGUUUGGAUGAGGAUCAAUUUGCUUUAGCUGCAAGUUUUGUGAUACAAGGGAAGAUGAUGCAAAGUUUGAUGAUAGAGACGUUUUCGCUUCCAGCAAACAAAAAGUUGGCAGUAGAUAUUGCAGUGGAAAAAUUGAUGAAACUUCCAAAAGGUAACAAGAACCUUAAUAUUCAAUACAUUUGAUUGAAUUUGAUUCAAUCUAGUUAUUGGGUCAUAUGAACAAACUUUCCGUUUAUUUGAGUAAAGAUUAAUUACAUGGGUUAAACAUUCAAGUAAUAUGUUUGAUGAUUUUAUGUUUUAAUAUUGGGGUUUUUGCCAAAACUAACCCACAACUUGAUUUUAACCCCAAACCUAUAUCCAAACUUGAAUCAAAUGCAAAACUAACCUAAAAGCCUAGUGAAAUUACA
Messenger RNA from Brassica napus (rape), 1796 nucleotides. RefSeq names its product putative F-box protein At1g67390. The coding region runs from base 157 to 1572 and encodes 471 amino acids. Gene Ontology annotation, molecular function: protein binding. NCBI's taxonomy places the organism in Eukaryota, Viridiplantae, Streptophyta, Magnoliopsida, Brassicales, Brassicaceae. The transcript is spliced from 4 exons. The record is from RefSeq and is a predicted model, not a curated record.